UUGGAAUCACAAGAAAAACCAAUAGCCAAAAUUGUAGAAACCUCCCUAACCUAGUUACUUAAAACUAUCACCGCUGGUACUGGACACAGUGCAGCUAAUUGUCCACAAAUGACGACAACUUUAGUGAUUAAGAAUUCGACUGAUGGUGCAGCAAAGCUGUCCUCACAUAUGGAUUGGGCAGGGUUUAAACCAGCCCCGCGCAAGAUUCCGGUUGGAUCGGACCAAAUGUUUCUGCACGUUGCUGACAAUCGAGGUUCAAGAGGAGCUGUUGUGUAUGAAGUCAAGGAUGGGUAUCGGUGGCUUCUUGCCUGGGCCAACCAGCCGUCUGUCGACAACCAGGUCUAUACUAAGAUUCUUAAAAUCGGCGAGAAAAUUAAUUGGGAUAACAUCAGUAGCCAACUUGACCAAGGUACCUUCACCAGUAAUCACUCUACCGCUGGAUUCACCUCAACUGUUACGAUUGAUCUAACCGCUGGUUCGCCAACACUUAGGGCAGAACUCAAUUAUGAUCGUCCGUCCUAAGUAAGCUGGCUUUGCUCGAUGCAUUUGCAUGCGAGCAAACUGUGGUCGGAAGGCUGUCAAAAAUAAUAAUGUGCUAUGUGCACAACUAGUAAUCUAUUACUACUAUCAAAAUAAAUAAAUUUGACAGCAAGCUUCUUAUGCGUGCUUAGUGUGCUUAGUGUGUGUAAUGUACUACUGUGAAAUAUUUCAGAUUAUCCCCAGAAUUAAGAAAGGCCUUGAAGCUCAUGCCUCAUGCCAUGCGCUUAUAUACCUAGCUGUCUGUAAUAUUUCAUCAUAAUAUAUAACGAAUAAU
Durio zibethinus is the source of this 814-nucleotide messenger RNA. The record is from RefSeq and is a predicted model, not a curated record. Lineage: Eukaryota; Viridiplantae; Streptophyta; Magnoliopsida; Malvales; Malvaceae.